Messenger RNA from Exophiala viscosa, 2619 nucleotides. Its product is annotated as peptide chain release factor eRF subunit 2. Gene Ontology annotation, molecular function: GTP binding; translation release factor activity; GTPase activity. Lineage: Eukaryota; Fungi; Ascomycota; Eurotiomycetes; Chaetothyriales; Herpotrichiellaceae. Gene Ontology annotation, biological process: translational termination; nuclear-transcribed mRNA catabolic process, deadenylation-dependent decay; translation. The record is from RefSeq and is a predicted model, not a curated record. The transcript has a single exon. The coding region runs from base 280 to 2409 and encodes 709 amino acids. Gene Ontology annotation, cellular component: translation release factor complex.
GUCAACAGAACUACGUCAUUUGAAACAAAUCCUUAAGUGUACCUCAUUGGGACUAGCCUUUGGGCUGCAAAAUAUCGCCUGCUGCGCCGGGCAGUGACGGUGUGCGAGGCAAAGCACUGGCAGACUCUCAUCAGACCCCUCCAAAACUGUGAAUUCACCGCAAACACCAAACCCUUCGGCGCAGUCUAGAUCGACUUACAUUUUCUCGACUAAACAUCCUCCUCUUUUUGCUCCCCAUCAUCGCAAGCGAUCAUCAAACACACAAAUCAGUCAUCGGAAAUGUCGGGCAACUACGAAUCAUGGGAGGACGCCGCGAACCAGGACGAAGAUCUUUCAAGACAAGCACAAAAUAUGAAUAUUAAUGCCAACGCCAAUGCUUUCAGGCCUGGAGCCCAAUCCUUUCAGCCCGGUGUUGCCAACUUCCAACCAGGCCAGCAAUACCAACAGCAGAAUGGCUAUCAGAAUUCCGGCUACGGCCAACAACAGGGCUAUAACCAGUUCUCUCAAUAUGGCCAACAGCAGGGCUACAACCAAUACUCACAAUAUCAGCAGCAGCAGCCGCCCCAACAACAGCAACAGGGCUACAACCAAGGCCCCAACAGUGGCCAGUUUGCUGCUUACAACCAGUCCCCCGGGAGUUUUCAACCACGUCAAGGCGCUCCCAUAAGCAUCGCCAAAAGACCAGACGCUCAACCUGCGGCGGCUGCUCAGAAGCCGGCGCCUCAAUCUCAGCAAGAGCCAGCUCCGCCAGCUGCUCAGGCACCACCACCGAAACCUGCCGCUGCGGCACCUCCCAAAGCGAAAGUGUUAUCCAUCGGCGUUCCUACCACUGCAUCUACCUCCUCCAAGAAGACCGACUUUCCCACCGCAAAAGAAGCGCCUGCCAAAGUAGAAGCGAAGGGCGACUCGAAGGCGGAUGCUGGAGCAAAAGUUACCGCAGCAAAGGCCGUCGAGAAGACGGGUGAAAAAGUGACCGGAAAGACCUCCCCAUCGCCUUCAUCAGGCAAAUCCUCUCCCACACCUGGCGAAGCCAAGAAGGCCCGAACGGCAGAAGAAAUUGCUGCAGAACAGUCAGCCGAUGUCGAUGCGUCGGUACUAGAAGACAUGUACGGAAAAGAACAUGUCAACAUCAUUUUCAUUGGACACGUUGAUGCCGGGAAAUCAACACUGGGUGGUCAAGUGCUGAUUCAGACGGGCAUGGUUGAUGACCGGACGCUAGAGAAAUACAAGAGAGAUGCAAAAGAUGCUGGACGAGAAACCUGGUACAUAUCUUGGGUGCUGGAUUUGAACAAAGAAGAAAGAGCAAAGGGUAAGACAGUCGAAGUCGGCCGAGGUUUCUUCGAGACCGACAAGCGCCGGUACACCAUCCUCGAUGCACCAGGUCACAAGACCUAUGUUCCCAACAUGUUGAGCGGUGCUGCACAGGCGGACGUUGCAAUCCUGGUCAUCUCCGCAAGAAAAGGUGAAUUUGAAACCGGUUUCGAAAAGGGUGGCCAGACUCAAGAGCACGCAAUGUUGAUCAAGACGACGGGUGCUAAAGAGCUGGUGGUUGUGGUCAACAAGAUGGACGACAUCACCGUGGAAUGGUCCAAAGAGCGAUACGACGAGAUUGUUGGCAAGCUCAAACCAUAUCUUAAGAAGAGGAUCGGCCUCGAGUCAACCUUCAUGCCCAUCUCCGCUCAGACCGGGUUGGGCGUCAAGGACAGGAUUCCCAAGGACAAGGCCCCCUGGUACAGUGGGCCCUCGCUGCUCGAAUUUCUGGAUGGCAUGGCCAAGAUCCAACGAAACAUGAAUGCCCCCUUCAUGAUGCCUAUCGGCGCCAAGUACCGAGACAUGGGUACCAUGAUUGAAGGCCGUGUCGAAGCGGGAGUCGUUCAGAAGAAUGCAAACUAUAUCAUGAUGCCAAACAGAGAAGAGGUCGGCAUUGCAGCUCUAUACGGUGAAACCGAAGACGAAGUUCCCCAUGCGGUCUGCGGUGAUCAGGUGCGCAUGCGCCUGCGAGGCAUCGAGGAGGAAGAUAUCCUGCCCGGUUUCGUUUUGUGCUCACCCAAGCGAUUGGUCCACUGCGUCAAAGAGUUCGAGGCCCAGAUCAACAUCGUCGAUCUCAAGUCGAUUUUGUCGGCCGGGUUCAACUGCGUUAUUCACGUCCAUGCGGCGACAGAAGAGGUCACCUUUGACGCACUGCUGCACAAGCUAGAACCCAAGACUGGGCGUAAGAGCAAGAAACCUCCACCAUUCGCGGCUAGGGGUCAGAACAUCAUCGCCAGAUUGCAGGUUACUAGUGCUGCCGGGCGGAUCUGUGUCGAGCGGUUCGAGGAUUACCCGCAAUUAGGACGGUUCACGCUCCGUGAUCAGGGUCAGACUAUCGCUGUUGGCAAGAUCACCAAGUUGAUCAACGAUGAUGAGUAAGUGUACAAUGAAGCACUUGGGGGAGAAAUACCAGGCGGGUCACUUCAGCUGCCUCGUACCAAGUACGAAGCAUGAUGCCUCACGAUUGAAAUGGGACGGCAUGGCUGGGUGGAACGGUCUUAGAUAGACACAGCUAGAUGCACACCAGAUAUAGGCUUCGAAGUAACGCAUACGGUGACACUAUUGCAGGGACAGGCCCUUCAAGGAAGA